Molecule: messenger RNA, 162 nt
Organism: Loa loa (African eye worm)
Lineage: Eukaryota; Metazoa; Nematoda; Chromadorea; Rhabditida; Onchocercidae
Exons: 1
Source: RefSeq, a predicted model, not a curated record
AUGCUUCAUAAUGGUGAUAGAGGAUGUCCUGUGUGUCGUUCUGCUCCAAUUGCCCACGAACUAUCAGGAUUCAACAUGAGCAUUGCUGCUGUUAGUGAAGUUCGUCUUCAUGAAGAAGGCAGUCUUAAAGAGUCAGGCAAAUAUAAAACUGAUCUUUCACGA